Molecule: messenger RNA, 1092 nt
Organism: Gasterosteus aculeatus aculeatus (three-spined stickleback)
Lineage: Eukaryota; Metazoa; Chordata; Actinopteri; Perciformes; Gasterosteidae
Gene: pglyrp5
Product: peptidoglycan recognition protein 5
Biological process (GO): innate immune response; peptidoglycan catabolic process
Molecular function (GO): N-acetylmuramoyl-L-alanine amidase activity; peptidoglycan binding; zinc ion binding
Source: RefSeq, a predicted model, not a curated record
UAUGGCAAGUUGUAAAUCGGUUUAUUUGAUGAAAUUGCUCUCUCUUGUUCUUCUGGGCGUGUAUCCUUAUGGUUGAAAUGCACUUAUUGUAAGUUGCUUUGGAUUAAAUCGUCAGUUUAAUGACGUGUAAUAUAAAAACACACCCAUGCUUUUGUCAGCAUGGACACCUAAUGAUGCCUAUUAAGCCCUGUGAGUAAUACAUGGAUUAUACCACUCCUUGUUUCUUGCCCUAACCAAAAUGUACACACACAGAAGGAUUGUUUAAAACAGAAACUAGGGAUUUCCUUUCAAAACUUCCCAUGCAUUGUAUGUGAUAAGCACCGGUUGGGUAACAGUAGAUAAUUCCUUGGUCUAACUUGUGCGCUGAUACGACUACAUGGACGAACAGGGAAGUUGGAGUUCCCGUGGCCACGCCUCCUGAGGCGGGCUCCUACAUAAGGCAGCUGCACAGUUCUCAACGGCAUGUGCGUUCAGAGAUAUGGCGCAAACAGGUAACAUUGUUUCAAGGCAGCAGUGGGGAGCAGCUGCCCCUAAAAAAAAGGAGACCAUGAAAGGCUCUGCCCAGAGGGUGGUCAUCCACCACACCGCCCUCCCAGGAUGUAAAGACCAGAGGGAGUGCAUGAAGCGUCUUGUCAGCAUUCAGAGAAACCAUAUGACGGAAAGAGGCUUCGAUGACAUCGGAUAUAAUUUUCUUGUCGGAGGCGACGGUGCAGUGUACGAGGGCCGCGGUUGGGGCGUGGUGGGGGCGCACGCCAAAGGCAACAAUCAUGACUCCCUGGGGAUUGCCUUCAUGGGCAAUUUCAAAGAGGACACGCCAAGCCCAGAGGCCAUGUCGUCCGUGAAGCGUCUGCUGGAGUCUGGAGUUCAUCGGGGCCUUUUGCGCCCACAGUUUUCCGUGUUUGGUCACAGAGACCUGGGACAGACCGAAUGUCCAGGAGCCAAACUGUAUGCAGCACUGCCACAGCUGAGGGAGUAGCGCACGGCGCUCACUGCACAUCAUGGCGGGUUGGAUGGAAGCGUUUGUUCAAACAAACCUUCACCGGCUCAGUUUCCAACCCAGGAUUUGGAAUAAAUAAAGUUGACGAUGGUGAA